Molecule: messenger RNA, 866 nt
Organism: Aphanomyces invadans
Lineage: Eukaryota; Oomycota; Saprolegniomycetes; Saprolegniales; Verrucalvaceae
Exons: 3
Coding region: 38-760 (240 amino acids)
Biological process (GO): protein peptidyl-prolyl isomerization; protein folding
Molecular function (GO): peptidyl-prolyl cis-trans isomerase activity
Source: RefSeq, a predicted model, not a curated record
UCCGGGUGGCUUCGAUCCAGUCAAUCGAAAAACCAUCAUGCCCGACCAACAAGUCUUCUUCGACAUUGAAAUCGGCGGCAAAAAGAGUGGCCGCAUUGUCUUUCGCCUGUACAACGACACCCCGAAGACGAGCGAAAACUUUCGUGCGCUGUGCACGGGCGAAAAGGGCGUUGGAAAGACCACCCGCAAGCCGUUGACGUACAAAGGAUCCAUUUUCCACCGCAUCAUCGAUGGAUUCAUGUGCCAAGGCGGGGACUUCUCGAACCGGAACGGCACAGGCGGCGAAUCCAUCUACGGCGCCAAGUUCAAGGACGAAAACUUCAUCCACAAGCACACGAAGGCAGGUUUGUUGAGCAUGGCCAACGCUGGUCGCCACACAAACGGCAGUCAGUUUUUCAUCACAUUGGCGGCCACCAAACACUUGAACGGAAAGCACGUUGUGUUUGGAGAAGUCGUGUCUGGUAUGCAAGUGGUGCGCGCGAUGGCGGCCGUCCCCAAGGGUCGAAACGACAAGCCAGUAAAAGAUGUUGUGAUCGCCGACUGCGGUGAGUAUGAUGAGGCAGCCGCGGCGCCUAAGGCCCACGAGAAGUCCAAGGACAAGAAGCGUAAGCAAACCGACGACGAAGUGCCUGCCAAGGCACCCGCCAAGAAGGAGGCUGCUGGCCAAGACGAGAAAACGAACAAAGGUGGGGACGAAGACGAGAAGAAGGUCAAGGCUGCGGACGACAACGAGCCAGCUGCGAAGAAGCAAAAGGCGUAAGCUCGUGCGUGCGUAGGGGCGCGCAAAGUACAAAGCGUCUUGCGAUGCUUUUUAAAACUGCAGAAUGAAAUGACUCACGGGGUUUCUCUCAACGCCGCUGAUGGAU